This is a messenger RNA of Parastagonospora nodorum SN15, 579 nucleotides long. RefSeq lists its product as hypothetical. The coding region runs from base 1 to 579 and encodes 192 amino acids. The record is from RefSeq and is a predicted model, not a curated record. The transcript is spliced from 2 exons. Lineage: Eukaryota; Fungi; Ascomycota; Dothideomycetes; Pleosporales; Phaeosphaeriaceae.
AUGCUUCCAAACCUCUCAACCAAGCUCCUAGCUUGCGCAUCCCUCGCCGCCGCCCUUCCAAGCAGCAAUCCAUACCCGCAGAAGAACUACACGGAAACAGAGAUCCUGGGUGCUCUUGCGGGUACUUACACGCUCAUCAACACCACCAGCGCACUUAAUGGCGUCUCCAUCCCCGACGCCGCAUAUGGCACCGCCCCAAUCGGCAUCUUAAUCUACACCUCCACCGGCUGGAUGUCCGCCACAAUAACCGCUACCGAACCCGAGCUCCGUCCCCCACAACUCAUCUUCCCCUUCCAGGCCAACGACACGGACGCCGACUGGGCGCUCGUCGGCAAGCAUAGUAUCGGCUACGCGGGCCCGUUGAGGUUGAGCGAUGCGAUUCCGGCGAAUCUCACGCAUGGCCAGGUCUUCCAUGGGCCAUUGACUGUGGCGAAUGUGCCGAGUUGGAAGGGACAAAAUCAGAGGAGGAAUUUUACGGUGAUUGAGGAGGGCGGGGAGACGCUUUUGAGGAUUGGGAGUGAGAGGGGAGGGGGGUAUACGGGGGUGCUUUGGUGGAGGAGGGUGGCGAAGGAGACGUAG